AUGCCUGCUGCGGGUGACGGUGCCUGUGAGUGUCGCAUUCACCGCCGCAAUCGUCAGUGCAGCAGCCCCACUCAACAUCCGCGUCGCUCCUCCAGCUCAUCUCUUCCAGAGACGGCUGUCCGCCUUGCGGACGGCUUUCGCCCGCGUAGCACGAGGAGUCAGCUGAUAAGGCGGGAUGGCGGUCGCUACGACGAGCCCUACGCGGCCAUCGUGGAGAGCGACGAUGCGGUUUCUGUCUUGUGCGUACAGCUCACACGGCAGCAGGUGCUUGUGCGGCACAUGCCAGAGCAGGAGUGGAGCCGCAUCGUGCGCGAGGGUGAGAAGGUGCAUCCCGGCAUUGAAGGCAAGACCAGUCUGCACAUUGUGGCACCGCCCGAGAUGAGCACACUGCCGGUCGGCGCCACCAAACCCGCUGACGAGCCGCACAGCCCUGAACAACAGGCAUCGCCUGGGACUGCAGCGGCGGAGCCACCCGUCUUCGAUUACUUUGUGGCCCCAGAGAACCGCAUUGAAAAACUGACAAACACAAGAAAGGCGUCCUUCUCACAACUCCGCUUGCGGGCGCACUAUUCUCGGAAGGAGCUGGAGCGGGUGGCUCGCGAGGAUCGCCGCGCGAUGCUCUCGGUGGAGCGGCGCAACAUCUUUCUGCGGCAGUAUCAGCGGGACAUGCAGCAUCGCAUGGCAGGCACACCACUGUAUACGGUGGGGCGCGUACUGCCAGAGGAGUUUGUUCAGAUUUUCUUUAUGUCCCAGGAUCACCAAGGGACGAUGGCCCAGCGUGGGGAGCGAAGCGAUGCCGCCCGCACGCCCCAGGCUCAGCACAGCUUGCAGAGGAACACUUCUGGGCGAUAUCUGUUCACCAUUGAUCGCAGCUUGACCUGCUUUGGCGAGGGCCUACCGUUUGCGGGUCAGGCCCCAGUGGAUGGCUUAGUGGUCGUCACUGUCGCACCAACGGCGGACGCGUUCACCUCCGCGUGGGGGCUGUGGGAUGAAGUCCACCGCCUCUCCAGUGACGAGGAGAAGAAGCCGUUUGUUCCCUGCGACUACGGCUCCGCCGAUUACAUGCCACGCACAGGCCUCGAUGACCCUCACGAUCCGAGGGAAUGCCCAGAGAAGGGAGAAGCCGACGCCACGGCGAGUGCUGCCUAA
This is a messenger RNA of Leishmania mexicana MHOM/GT/2001/U1103, 1149 nucleotides long. RefSeq lists its product as hypothetical. The transcript has a single exon. Bases 1 to 1149 code for a protein of 382 amino acids. Lineage: Eukaryota; Euglenozoa; Kinetoplastea; Trypanosomatida; Trypanosomatidae. The record is from RefSeq and is a predicted model, not a curated record.